Messenger RNA from Daldinia childiae, 1176 nucleotides. Its product is annotated as Monocarboxylate transporter 14. Gene Ontology annotation, biological process: transmembrane transport. Bases 1 to 1176 code for a protein of 391 amino acids. Gene Ontology annotation, molecular function: transmembrane transporter activity. Gene Ontology annotation, cellular component: fungal-type vacuole membrane. NCBI's taxonomy places the organism in Eukaryota, Fungi, Ascomycota, Sordariomycetes, Xylariales, Hypoxylaceae. The record is from RefSeq and is a predicted model, not a curated record. The transcript is spliced from 4 exons.
AUGGCGAGCCGUGAUAUAGAGCUUGAGUCUAUUUCUCAUCCUAUUUCCAGGACAGGGGUUUUUACGACCCCAGAUGAGAGCGGAACUCAGCAAGCUGAUUCGCAGCCCGAAGAUGGCAGACAAGAAUUCUCACUACCACCUGUCGAUGGGGGAAAGGAUGCUUGGCUUUUCCUAGCAGCGUGCUUCGCGAUCGAAGCUUUAGUUUGGGGUUUCCCCUUUUCCUUCGGAGUGUUCCAGGACUAUUAUAGCACCCACGAGCCUUUUGCGGGUUCGCCGAAUGUUGCUGUCAUCGGUACUUGUGCAAUGGGUAUCAUGUACCUGACUUGCCCUCUCAUGAUGGGGCUCUGCCGCAUCUUUGCUCGGUGGGCUCGGUGGACGUCUAUAGUUGGGUUAUUCACUAUGUGCCUUGCACUUGCGAUGAGCUCCUUUUCGUCGAAUAUCUCACAUCUCAUCGCCACCCAAGGUGUCCUUUAUGCUAUCGGUGGUGGCAUCGCCUACUGUCCUUGUAUAUUGUAUAUAGACGAGUGGUUUGUACAACGCAAAGGUCUCGCCUAUGGUAUCAUGUGGAGUGGUACGGGCCUCGCAGGAGUAGUGCUACCUCUCCUCAUGGAAUUCCUCCUUCGCACUGUCGGGUUCAGAACAACGUUGCGGAUCUGGUCUGGUGUGCUUUUCGCCUUGACGAUUCCGUUAUCGUUCUACAUCAAGCCACGACUCCCCUAUUCAGCUACCAGCCAUGUUAAACCCUUCAGCUUAAGCAUGUUCUUGUUGCCGACUUUUUGGUUAUACCAAUUGGCCAAUGUGAUAGAAGCGAUGGGAUUCUUCUUGCCGGGUAUUUAUCUUCCUAAUUAUGCCCGCAGUGCUCUCGGCGCCGCAUCAUACGGUUCAGCAGCACACUAUCCUUUUGGGGUUAUGAUGGACAUCGUCCGAAAAGGAGAAUCAUUAGAUCAAGGCUACAUUGACCCAAGUAUGGUAUUUGGCUGGCUUGCUGCAGGGCGAGGUAUUGGUAACGUGGUCUCGGGACCUCUGAGCGAAAAUCUAAUACGAAGUCUGCCGUGGAAAGGAAACACGGCACCAUUUGGCUACAGUAGUGGUUACGGCAGCUUGAUAGUGUUUACUGGUGUGACGGCUCUGCUAGGAGGUGCGAGCUUUGUCUGGAGGCGACUGGGUAUGUUGUAA